This is a messenger RNA of Gymnodraco acuticeps, 1725 nucleotides long. RefSeq names its product FOS like 1, AP-1 transcription factor subunit a (gene fosl1a). Gene Ontology annotation, molecular function: RNA polymerase II cis-regulatory region sequence-specific DNA binding; DNA-binding transcription factor activity, RNA polymerase II-specific. Gene Ontology annotation, cellular component: nucleus. Gene Ontology annotation, biological process: regulation of transcription by RNA polymerase II. Lineage: Eukaryota; Metazoa; Chordata; Actinopteri; Perciformes; Bathydraconidae. The record is from RefSeq and is a predicted model, not a curated record.
AUGUAUCAAAACUUUGGGAAUCAAGGGAGAGGAAACCCGGCGUACACUGGCAGCUCCUCUGGGUCUCACUCCCAGGGAAGCACCAGCAACACACAGCAGGAGCAGAAGUAUACAAUGGCUGGGAGCAGUCCAUUUGUACCAAGCCUCAAUGCCAUCACAACCAACCAGGACCUCCAGUGGUUGGUCCAGCCCUCAAUCCUGCAUCCGCCGGGCCCUUCAAGAUCUCCAGUUCCUCCCUACCCAACCCUCUCUGGGGCACGGCCUCUGGCUCCACCACCCCUUUUCCUCCGACCAGGUGUCAUAAGAGCUGCUGCACACACUACUGCUUCGACAAGGCACAGGAAUGACCAGCAUCUAUCCCAAGAAGAGAUGGAGAGACGUAGAAUAAGAAGGGAGCGGAAUAAGAUGGCAGCAGCAAAAUGUCGCAAUCGCCGUCGGGAGCUAACAGACACACUGCAAAAUGAGACUGACAUACUGGAAGAUGAAAAGUCAAAGUUACAGAAGGAAAUAGCAGAAUUAGAAAAGGAGAAGGACAAGCUUGAGCUGGUCCUGGAAGCUCACCGUCCCAUUUGUAAAAUAGAGGGAUCGGAUUCAGAUUCGGACCCAAAUCCAUCCAUUUCUGCUUUGGGAGGCAUCAAACUGGAGCCACAUGACUUCAGCAGACCCGGACCCUCAACCAGACAGCCAACAAAAGUAGAGAAGCCUAAACCGAGGAUAACCAUCCCAACCAAACGUGAAACAGCGGCUGCCUCGUCUGCUGCCUCUGAAUCAGAGUCUCUCCACACUCCGGUUCUCGCAUCCACUCCCUCCCUCACGCCCUUCACAGCUGGUAUGAUUUUCACCUACCCCUCUGCCUCUUUGGACACCAGCGCCUCCACCACGUCCCAUGCUUCCUCCCAUCACGGAAACAUCCACCACUCUCAGGUCCCACAGCCCUGCGGGAUAGCCCACCGCCGCAGCAGCAGCAGUGGAGACCAAUCGGAUCACUCCCUGCACUCCCCGACCAUCCUCACGCUGUGAUCAAAGCCCGCAGCACCCUGACAAAACACUAAUGUGUGAGAGGAGGGAUCUCUGGGGGUGUGAAAUGAAAACGAUGAUUGUGUUCAGCAUUUCAAAAUGAGCUUCAUGUCUUAUUUCAGAAAGUAGAUCUUUACUUGGAUGAUAUGCCAAUUAGAGGCCCGAUUUUGAUAAAAAUGUUACUAUUUUUUUGUAUUGAUACAAAUAUAGAGUCUUUUACCUUUCAUUUUAAAAGCUAUUAUGUAGAGUGAACAUGUUUGAAGUUUAUUAGCAAAGCAUUGCAUGCAGAAUUUAUAAUACAAGCUUUUCUAGAGAAAUAACUAUAACUCAAACUAGUAAUAUAAUAAUUGUGAUAUUACAGUAAAUGUUGAAUUUAAUGCCUUUUUUACAUUGUUACAUCAUGUUUUGUAACACUUUAUAAACGUCCUCAGCUAGGGAAAUAGACUACUUAUAAACAAGGUUCCUUAUUUUUGUACGAGUCCUCUAAUAAAUCCUAAUAUUGUCUAUGCAAACGAUUGACCACUAAGGCUGGGCCGUAGGAGUUAAUAUAGAUUUUAUAAUCACAUAUUUAUAUUUCCAGAGUGUAAUAUAUAUAUAUAUAUUUGUAAAUGUUUUUGUUGUCUCUGAUCUGUUUGGUUUGGCAGUGCCUUACUUUUAUUUUUCGCAAAGUAGUAAUACUGCACAGACAAUAAAGAGCUAGCAUGUGUA